Molecule: messenger RNA, 2586 nt
Organism: Opisthorchis viverrini
Lineage: Eukaryota; Metazoa; Platyhelminthes; Trematoda; Opisthorchiida; Opisthorchiidae
Exons: 8
Coding region: 39-2222 (727 amino acids)
Cellular component (GO): plasma membrane
Molecular function (GO): volume-sensitive chloride channel activity; intracellularly calcium-gated chloride channel activity
Source: RefSeq, a predicted model, not a curated record
UUUAGCUGUGAUCAGAACUGUGUUAAUCGGCCAACAAAAUGGCUGGCUCCCUUAUUGCCAGCAAUUUCGAGAAAUUUGCCGCCAUUUUUUCACCCUCGUUAACUGGUGGCGCCAUGAACCUAGUCUUCCGACCCACUACGAUCCCGGAAGUCAGCGGAACUGUACUGACACUCAACGAUAUCACGGUGGAAAAUGUUAUCGCUUACCUCAAGUCCCUUGUGCUAACUACGAAGCAAGAACAUCCAGUAUUCGAUGUGUUACCAGAGGAGGUGAAACCCGACGAAGUCAAAAAUAGCACUUACAUUAUUGAACUUAUAAUACUCGGAGUCGCCUUCGUGUUGACCCUCGGUUUGUGGAUUGGAACCCUUGUAAUUCCCUGUAUGUUUUGCUGUUCAAAGAAAAAGAAAGAUUCUGGCGGCAACUCAUCAAAAGGAUGUUUGAUUGCGAUGGGAGUCAUAACGGGCGUUUUGGUGAUAUUUCUGGCGCUAUGCCUGCCACUCGUAUACGUUUCCAUCAGUUCGCUUGUGGCCGGAAUCGAUGGAAAAGCGAAAGAGGGUGAAAGCUCAGGACUGAAAAACACGGUUCACGUAGUCGUCAAUGAAACCUCCCUGUUCUUGAAAGACAUCCCAGUUAGGGGUCGGAGGGUGACAACCGACUUACUCGUCUAUUUGCAAACUGAUCUGACGCGAAGUCUGUCAAAACUAGUAAAGGACAUCCUAAAAGAACUGCUCGUUCGUUACAAUGUGCGUAAACUUAUGGACGAGGCAACAACAUUAUCCAGUGGUGUCAGCAGAUUGCAAACAUUGAUAGACUUCGUCAAAAGUACAAAAACUGAAAUUGUCAACGGAAUUAAGGAGCUUAAGAAAAAGAUGGAUCUCCUUCAGAAGAAGUUACAAACUGAUAUGGAACAACUAUGUGGGCACUUACAAACCCCACAAAGAGACCAAUGUAAUAAGUUGUUGGAAAAAAUUAAAGCAAUGAAGUUGGACUUCAACGAAACGCAUAUCACCCUCAGUGAUGACCUAAUUCAGAUAAUCUCCACGUUCGGUACCAACUUGACAGCCGUGUUGAACAAGCUCACAAACCUGGAGACCAAAUUAGAUGAACAAAUUGAAAGCACAAUUUCGCAAAUUGAAAGCAGUUUCAACCUCACCCAAGAACUGCAACCGAUGCUUCAGCUGUGGGAUAAUCUCGGGACUGAAGUGAGCGAUCCCGUCAUCCAACAGCUUAAUGAAAUAGAGCCCACGGUUGACGAGGCACUGACAACGGCUGCCAAGUUUACAAAAAUUGGAGGCUUCAUCAUCUUGGUCUUGUUCACAGUUGUGCUCAUUAUCAUACUCGUCUUUGGCAUUAUCGCUGCCGUUCAGGCUGCGAAAGACUCCCACGGACCAAAGUGCUGCCUCUGCUGUGGACUAAUUCUCCCAGUGGUAUUCUGCUUCCUAAUCCCGCUGUUGGUCCUGAUCUGCGGAGUGUUCGUUCUCUUAUCGGGGAUAAUCACGAACGAGGGAUGCCGUUAUGUUGGCAAUCCUUCUGGAGUAGUCGUAACCGAUGGAAUACUAAACCUUUAUCUCAAAUUCCUUUGGCCUCAAUUGUUGUCAGACAAAUUUGUGGAUCCAUCGAUUUCAGUCAUGUUGGACAUCCCAGUACCAGAAGAUGUGUUAGACGGUAUUUUGAUGAAGUGCAAAUCCUCAGAAACACGGGAUCCCGGGUUGCUCCCUUCACUUGGAGUGGAUCACUUUCUAAAUGCAACAGCUGUGACCGAGCAACCGGAAUAUAAAAAAGCAAUAACGGAUGCAGAGGAAGUUUUAGUUACAAAAAUACGUGACUUUGAUUUUACCUCGCUGUUGCCGAACAACUUGGAUGAAAUUGGCAAACCCAUUAAGGACUUGGAAAGAAUAUUAGGUUCAACAACAUAUGAGAAAUUACAAGACAAAGAACAACUCGAGGCGCCUAUUCGCGAAGUGUACAAGUCAGCCGUUGAUGAAACCACCAAUAUUUUGAUCACUUUACUGGAAAAAUCUUCCAGUGGUUACGCCAGGAAUGUCCUCAAGUGUGGAAACAUCAAUGCGAUUGUGACAUCUGUGAUCGGAGCCACAUGUGUCAGCGAUGGGCUUAUAAAUCGCCUUGGUGGAUUCUUUUUCAUGAUGUUGUUAUAUCUUUGCCCACUUCUGUUGACUGUACUUUUUUACCAGAUUUUCCUGCGACAGAGUGCGAAAUCAUGACCACCGCGACCAUGUUGAAUUAACCGACCCUGACCAACGUGAGACUGGAAGAAACGGCUUCAUUCACUCAUGAAUUUAACACAACUAACGCCAAACAAAAUCUUCAAAGCCAUCACGAGAUUCGACAAACAACUAUUCUUGCAUUAACCACCCUUUUAACCUGUAUUAGAAUGUCAUUUUUUAAUGAAGAUCUACAGCUCACAAAUUUGAACGUUGCAACUCCUUUCUUCUUUGAACCAAGAACAUGUUUAAUUUUAUCUGAGCUUUUAUCACGCAGGUGAAUUUAUUCCACACCGAAGAGCGGAGAAACAGUGUACACCUGCUCUAUCCUCAAUCCUCAUUGGGAUCAGCAUAAUUAUAUUCC